AUGGCAAACAGCCACAUAACAUUCAACAAAAUGCAGCAAGAGACAGGGCUUGAGCAAGGAAAAUUUCAGGCCAUUGUGCAUAAUGAUUUAGAGAUGAAAAAUGUGUGGCCAAAGUGGGUGAACCUCAUACCUCGAACCAAAACUUUGGACUAUGUCUUGCUUGACAACAUGAAGGAUGCAGUGAGGGGCCAACAGGCAUCAUCAGCACAUUAUUGGAAUCAAAACGGCAUGCCAAAAUCUAAAAUCAUGAUUGGAAUACCUACUUAUGCACAUACUUACAUACUCUUAGAUCCUAAAUACCAUGGAUUGGAUGCUCCUGCCACUGGUUCUAAUGGGGAUUUAAAUUUCUAUGAUGUGUGUAAGUUUUUAUCAUCUGGAGGCAUAAGAGUAUUUGAUAAUGAAAGUCUAGUACCAUAUACAUAUUCAGGUUAUGAUUGGAUUUCAUAUGAAGAUCAGAUUAGUAUUAAAUUAAAAGCUAACUGGAUCAAAUCUCAAGGAUUUGGAGGAGCAAUGACUUAUAAAUUGAAUUCUGAUGACUGGCCUUGUGCAUGCAGCAAAAUUCCGUUUUUAUUGCAUCAGAUUGUUCAUGAUGUAUUUACAUUGUAAUAUAUAUAUAUACAGAAAUUUAAGUUAUAUUCUUUAAAAUAUGUAUUAUAAGUAGGUAUUUACUGACAGAUGUUUUUGUAAAAGAAAAACAUUUAUUAAAUGGUAUUUAUGAUGCAAAGCCUAGUACAAAGCACACUCUUUUGAAGCAUUAUAAUCUUUAUUUUUUUAUGCAUUUU
Molecule: messenger RNA, 782 nt
Organism: Stegodyphus dumicola
Lineage: Eukaryota; Metazoa; Arthropoda; Arachnida; Araneae; Eresidae
Product: acidic mammalian chitinase-like
Biological process (GO): carbohydrate metabolic process; chitin catabolic process
Cellular component (GO): extracellular region
Molecular function (GO): chitin binding; chitinase activity
Source: RefSeq, a predicted model, not a curated record